AUGGCGCUGGAGCGGGCGCUGCAGGCGGCGCGACAGGGCGACGUGGAGGCGCUACGGGGGCUGCGGGCGGCCGGGCUACUGCGGCCGGGGCUGCGGGACGCCCUGGGCGCGUCCCCCGCGCACCACGCUGCCCGCGCCGGCCGCCUCGCCUGCCUCCGGUACCUGGCGGCCGAGGCCGCGCUCCGCGGGGACGCGCGGGCGCGAAACGGGGCCACGCCGGCUCACGACGCCGCCGCCACCGGCAACCUCGCCUGUCUCCAGUGGCUGCUCACGCAGGGGGGCUGCGGCGUGCAGGUGCGAGCGGGGUCGCGGGGGGCGGCGGAUGGUCCCUCGGUGGCGCGGGUGGCCGGGGAAGCGUUCCGCGGGCCCGUGUGGGUGGCUGUGGCCGCGGGGACACGGUCACGCGUGGUGCUCCCAAUUCUGCCGACGGCGAGCCGGGGUCCGUCCUACCCGCCGUCCCACUUCUUCCUGCAGGACACAGACAACUCUGGUGCCACCAUCCUACACCUGGCAGCCCGCUUCGGUCACCAUGAGGUGAUCGACUGGCUCCUCCGCUUUGGAGGCAGCGACCCCACGGCAGCCACAAACACGGGAGCACUGCCCGUCCACUACGCCGCGGUGAAAGGGGAUUUCCCUUCCCUGCGACUCCUCUUGGGACACUGCCCCAGUACACUGAGUGCCCAGACCAAGACGGGGGCCACCCCGCUGUACCUCGCCUGCCAGGAGGGCCACCUGGAGAUCAUCCAGUACCUGGUGCAGGAUUGUGGGGCUGACCCCCACGCGCGCGCUUAUGACGGUAUGACCCCACUGCACGCCGCCGCCCAGAUGGGCCACAACACUGUCAUCGUAUGGCUGAUGAGCUUCACGACGGUGAGCCUGUCGGAGCGGGACGCUGAGGGGGCCACGGCCAUGCACUUUGCUGCCAGCCGCGGCCACGCCAAGGUGCUGAGCUGGCUGCUGCUGCACGGCGGGGAGAUCACUGCAGACGGCUGGGGCGGCACACCGCUGCAUGAUGCCGCCGAGAAUGGCGAGCUGGAGUGCUGCCAGAUCCUGGUGGUGAAUGGUGCCGACCUCAGCAUCCGUGACCAGGACGGCUACACAGCAGCCGACCUCGCCGACUACAAUGGCCACAACCACUGCGCCCAGUACCUGCGCACCGUGGAGAACAUGAGCGUGGAGCACCGUGUGCUGUCACGAGACCCCUCAGCGGAUGGGGAAUGCCGACAGCCCGACUCGGGCAUGUCAUCACCCAACACCACGGCGUCGGUGCCUCAGGCGCGCUUCGAGGUGGGCUCCCCUGCCAGCACCCUCUCCAACUACGACUCCUGCCACUCCAGCCAGUCCAGCACCGGGGAGAAGAGGGGCGGCCCCCCAGGGGCCCCCGCUGCCCCACCUGCGCCCCCAGCUGCCCCCCACACCGCUGACAUCUACGUGCGGGCCAAGAACAACCUGCGUCAUGUGGAGAGCCAGGCGCUGCGCCGAGAGCUGGCAUCGCGUGACAGCAGUCCCGAAGGCCUGCGCCGGGCCGACUCCAGCAGGCGGUCAAGGAAUUUCGGCAAGCAGCCGAGCACCGGUGACUACUACAAGCACCUGGGGCACGUUGUGGCCGAGCAGCCAAGCCCCCAGCGAAUGGCGCACACCGAGGAGGCAUCACCCAUCUCGGCGGACACCAUGAGCAACGGGGAGAGCAAACCUGGUGCAGAGCUGCCGCCUCCACCCCCGCCCCCACCACUGCCCGACACCGCCUGCCCGACGCCCCCACCGCCGCCCCCGCCCGUGGAGACUCCCGCCGGGCCCCGCCGCUCCUCCUCCUCUACGGGAAGAGGAAAGGCGCUCAGGCAGAUGAAGAGCACCAAGUCGUUCAACAUGAUGUCCCCCACCGGCGACAACUCGGAGCUGCUGGCCGAGAUCAAAGCUGGGAAGAGCCUCAAGCCAACGCCACAGAGCAAAGGCUUCACCACUGUCUUCUCCGGCAGCGGCCAGGCAGGGGCCAACGCAGAGUCGCCAGUGUCCUCCCCGUCACCCACCAGGACGCCCACCCCGCCGGCCACCCCCGAGGCUGCUGGGCCACCUCGCUGCCUGGCAGGCGGCUCACCAGAGCCAGUGCUGAACGGAAGCUCACCGGUGCCGGCAGCAGGCGCUGGUGCAGCGGUGGAGGUGGAGGCGCUGGUGCCGAGCCAGGACGAGCAGGGUCGGCCCAUCCCGGAGUGGAAGCGGCAGGUGAUGGUUCGCAAGCUGCAGCUCCGCAUGCAGGAGGAAGAGGAGCAGAGGCGCAAGCCUGGGAGCCGCUCGCCUCGCCCGUGCCAGCGCGGGCCACCUGCCCGCGGGGGCAUACCGGGACCCGCCGGGCAGCCGAUGCGGGAGGAGGACAUGCAGCACCUGGAGAGGCAGCUGGGGAGCCUGCGGGUGAUGCACGAGGCGCAGCCGGGGCAGCCGCUUCCAGGGGGCCCGGAGAAGGAGCUGCCGCCACUCGUGCCGCUCUCCGCCCCCCCGGCACCCCGGCGCUUCGCCCUCGCCCACCAGGACGCGCCUGCCCGCGGCAGCCAGUCCCCCACGCUGCCGAGGAGCGCGGCCGCAGCACCAGCCACCCUGAGGGGCCGGGAGGGCCCCGGGGCGGGGGGAGCGGUGGGAAGCCCCGGUGCCCAGCACGACGUCCGGCGCGAGAUCCUGGGCUGCGGUGUCUCUGUCCGCAGCCUCAAGGCUAACUACGAGGGGCCAGGGGGGCCCCCUGCACCUUCCCCCAGGGUCACUAAGCGCAAGCGGGUGCAGCCCCCUGGUAGCACCCGCCGGCCCAUCCUGGAGGAGGAAUACGGGGAUGGGGCAGUGCGGCGGAGCAGGCCAGCGCUGCCAGAGCCGAGCAGCCCACAUGAACGCACCAAGGGGUGCAAGGAGCGAGCCGUCUUCCUCUUCCUGGAGCACUGGAAGAAGCGGGCACUCGCGGCGGUGCCUGGAGAGGAGCGGCCGCGGCGGCAGGGGAGGCGACGACCGGCAGCGGGGCGGCUGCUGGCCCGCUGGAGGAGUGUCGCCCGCCGGGUCCCAGGGCGUCAGAUCCGGCGGCUGAGCCGCACAACGGUGCUGUACUGGCCCCAACACUUCCUGCCCCACGUCGGCGGCUCGCCCAUGCCCCACGACAGCCUCCCGCUCGACCUCUUCAUGCUGGGCUAUUUCCAGCUGCUGGAGAUGCCCCUCAGCCCCGAGGAGCGGCGCUUCCGCCACCUCCUCUGCUACGAGAUGUUUGACCGCCUGGGCAGCCACAGCUGGCACCGCGUCCGCCGUUUCCACCGCACCGUGCUGGAACAGGUCGAGGCUGGCCACCGCCACUGGCUCGACGGCUUUGAGGACCUCGUACAGGAGUUUUUUGGGGAUGACCCUGUGGCAGAGGUAGAGAGCCUGCCAGAGCCCUCCACCAUGGCCCCGGAAGGGCAGGGGGCAGCAGUGCCAGUGCCGGAGCUGGGAGAGUUCAGCGAGGAGGACGUCUGCCGCUUCAUAGACCGCAGCUUCUCCUUCUGGAAGGAGAAGGAGGCAGAGAUGUUCGACACCUGAGUCCAGCGGGAUGCUGCAGCCUGUGCCAGUGGUGUGGCGUGGGGCGGUAGCAAGCUCAGGGGACAGCUGUGGGCUGGUGCCCGGGUGCGCUCGCCUGCCUCUGUGGCUCGUGGUGCAGCUCAGCUUGGCAGAGGUCUGGGUGCUGUUCUGCGCGGCCCCGGGCCGAGGUUGCAGUGUGUGCCGCUUGCCGUGGCUGUGUGUUGUGUGGGAGGUGCAGCGGCGGGGCCGCGCUCCUCUCUGGUGUGGCGUUUGCGGUGCCGGGGCAGCGUGGGCCCCCGCGUGUCAUGCAAUAAAGCUGUGGUGUGCUGCAAGGGCUGGCCACGCCACGCGCUCCUUCAUCCUCCCGGCGCCGACGGAAGGCGGGCAGUGAGGGGCCCGUCGGCGAGCCAUGUGCUGGUGAACCCCACCAGUACCGUGCCAAGAAGGGCGGCUGCCAGAAGGAUGUUAUGCCGCGCACCAGGAUGAUGCUGCGGCCCCACGGUGCCGGCAGCGAGGGCGGGCAGUGCCGGUAACACGGCUGUCUGUUGCAGGAGAAAGAAGAGGAGGCGCGCCUGGCCAGCAUGCCGGCCUGGAGGAGGGAUAUCCUGCGCAAGAAGCUGGAGGAAGAGAGGGAGCAGAAACGGU
Molecule: messenger RNA, 4167 nt
Organism: Parus major (Great Tit)
Lineage: Eukaryota; Metazoa; Chordata; Aves; Passeriformes; Paridae
Gene: ESPN
Product: espin
Exons: 14
Coding region: 1-3543 (1180 amino acids)
Biological process (GO): actin filament bundle assembly
Cellular component (GO): cytoplasm
Molecular function (GO): actin filament binding
Source: RefSeq, a predicted model, not a curated record